AAUCGCUGCGUGCUGUCGGCCAGCUCACACGUGGAAAGUUUUCUUCAGGGCUGGUGUUUAACACGAUGGGGUAAGCCGGGAAGGUUUGACUUUGCUGCCAGGGCAAACGUGACAGUCACCGACCUUGAGGAGCUGCAGGAGCUGCUGAUGGUUAAUAUAGAGAACAACAAACACCUGGUCACAGGGUCAGUCCGAGCCAAGGUACUGAAAUGGGGUGAAGAUGUAACAGAAUUUCAGCCUCCCCCCGAUUACAUACUAAUGGCCGAUUGCAUUUACUAUGAGGAGUCAUUAGAACCGUUACUGAAGACACUGAAAGACCUUACGGGCCCUGAUACGUGUGUCUUGUGCUGUUACGAACAGAGGACUAUGGGAAAGAAUCCUGAAAUUGAGAGAAAAUACUUUGAGCUGCUUCAGAUGGACUUUGAGCUGGAAAAAAUUCCCCUGGAUAAGCACGACGAGGAGUAUCGCAGCGAAGACAUUCAUAUCGUGAACAUCCACAGGAAACAAACGAGCUCUGGAGAAGAGGGAGAGGGUGUAGAAUAACACCACAAAGGGACUGUCUCCAGCGUGGUUUGUGACUCAUCUGCAGAAAACGGCUUCUGGAUGGUGGACUUGGCAUGAGGCAUCAGAAGAAGCGGGCUCGUUAGACAAGAUCCACCGUUAGCGCCUUGCGAGAGGACAGAUGUGAGCUGCUGGUGUCUGCAGGCUGAGGCAGGCAGAAAACGGAACCAGAGCAGCGCUGGCUGCGUGUUCUGGUUACCUCUGCCUGGCAGAGCGGCGGGCGGUUUCCCGAGGGCUUGCGCAGCAGAUCCGAGGACACCGCACCCCAGUCUCCGUGAGGAGAAAACUCUGCGAGCGGGCUCGAUCGCACAGCCCCAGGUAGCCAGUCAAUAAAACUUUGACACUUGA
Athene cunicularia (burrowing owl) is the source of this 909-nucleotide messenger RNA. RefSeq names its product valosin containing protein lysine methyltransferase (gene VCPKMT). The transcript is spliced from 6 exons. Gene Ontology annotation, molecular function: protein-lysine N-methyltransferase activity. Gene Ontology annotation, cellular component: cytosol; cytoplasm. Gene Ontology annotation, biological process: peptidyl-lysine methylation. The record is from RefSeq and is a predicted model, not a curated record. NCBI's taxonomy places the organism in Eukaryota, Metazoa, Chordata, Aves, Strigiformes, Strigidae. The coding region runs from base 148 to 543 and encodes 131 amino acids.